Molecule: messenger RNA, 1052 nt
Organism: Budorcas taxicolor (takin)
Lineage: Eukaryota; Metazoa; Chordata; Mammalia; Artiodactyla; Bovidae
Gene: JMJD8
Product: jumonji domain containing 8
Exons: 9
Coding region: 28-837 (269 amino acids)
Cellular component (GO): cytoplasm
Source: RefSeq, a predicted model, not a curated record
UCCGGUUUGCCUCGCGGCGGCAGGCUCAUGGCACUGGAGGCGCAGCCGCUUCUGUGGCUCGCGCUCUGGACGCUGGCGGUUCUCGCCCGGAGCUCUGGGGAGGACGCCGACGGAGGGUGGCGGCGGCCCGGGCUGGGGGCGCCGGCGGCCGUGACGGAGGAGGAGCACUGCACCGUGGAGCGCCGGGCUGACCUCAGCUACGCCGAGUUCGUGCAGCGCUACGCCUUUUCCAGACCUGUCAUUCUGCAGGGGCUCACAGACAACUCGAGGUUCCGGGACCUGUGCACCCGUCAGAGGCUGCUGGCCUCCUUUGGAGACAGCGUGGUCCGGUUGAGCACCGCCAACACCUACUCCUACCAGAAAGUGGACCUGCCCUUUGAGAAGUAUGUGGAGCAGAUGCUGCACCCCCAGGACCCCAUCUCCAUGGGCAAUGACACUCUGUACUUCUUUGGGGACAACAACUUCACCGAAUGGGCCUCCCUCUUUCGGCACUACUCUCCACCUCCGUUCAGCCUGCUGGGUACAACUCCUGCUUACAGCUUUGGAAUUGCAGGAGCUGGCUCUGGGGUGCCCUUCCACUGGCAUGGACCUGGGUUCUCGGAGGUGAUCUAUGGCCGCAAGCGCUGGUUCCUGUACCCUCCUGAGAAGACACCCGAAUUCCACCCCAACAAAACCACACUGGCCUGGCUCCAGGACACAUAUCCAGCCCUGACACCAUCUGCACGGCCCCUGGAAUGCACUAUCCAGGCUGGUGAGGUGCUGUAUUUCCCUGACCGAUGGUGGCAUGCCACACUCAACCUCGACACCAGCGUCUUCAUCUCUACCUUCCUCGGCUAGCCAAAGGGGGUGGCUGGCGAGCCCACCGCACACCAGCACACAUCCCUGCAGUACUCACAGGUUUUAUUACAGGGACAGAGGUGGUGGCAGCAGCCUCAGCCCAGCCCAGCCUCACCCCCCCUUUCCGGCCCAGAAGGAGGAUGAGAGGCGCGUUGCCCAGCAGAAGUGAUGGGGGUGGGGUUGGGGACACCAGGGUAGGGAUCCGGGGACACAAA